This is a messenger RNA of Tripterygium wilfordii, 1415 nucleotides long. Its product is annotated as metal tolerance protein 1-like. Gene Ontology annotation, molecular function: zinc ion transmembrane transporter activity. The transcript has 2 exons. Lineage: Eukaryota; Viridiplantae; Streptophyta; Magnoliopsida; Celastrales; Celastraceae. Gene Ontology annotation, biological process: zinc ion transmembrane transport. Bases 157 to 1332 code for a protein of 391 amino acids. Gene Ontology annotation, cellular component: vacuole; plasma membrane. The record is from RefSeq and is a predicted model, not a curated record.
GAGGUCCAUCAUUGGUAGUUUUUCCAUGAUUGGUUAUUAAUGACAAGGUAACAAUUUUUUAAGGAGAUCAAAGACCCUUUGAGAAAAAGACAGACGGGAACGACCGAAGAGAGCCAAUAACAAUCAACAAAUCGGCUCCUGUAGUAAAUUUAGAUCAUGGAGGCUCAAAUUUCGGAACAUGGACAGAUAAUUGAGGUGUGUGGAGAUGUUUCAGCAAUGGGAGCAAGCUCGGGUGGGAAUAAGAUAUGUGGGGAAGCACCAUGUGGAUUCUCAGAUGCCAAAUCCAGCUCUAAAGAUUCAAAAGAACGUUCGGCCUCCAUGAGAAAACUUUUGAUUGUAGUUGUGCUGUGUGUCGUCUUCAUGAGCGUAGAAGUCGUUGGAGGAAUCAAAGCAAACAGUCUUGCAAUCUUGACAGAUGCUGCUCACUUAUUGUCAGAUGUUGCAGCCAUUGGGAUAUCCUUGUUUUCGCUUUGGGCAUCAGGAUGGGAGGCAACGCCUCGCCAAUCUUAUGGCUUCUUCCGGAUUGAAAUACUUGGUGCUCUUGUUUCUAUCCAGUUGAUUUGGCUUCUUACUGGAAUCCUUGUUUAUGAAGCCAUUGCUAGACUAAUCCAUGAUACUGGCGAAGUUCAGGGCUUUCUCAUGUUUCUUGUUUCUGCAUUUGGGUUAGUGGUUAAUAUUGUCAUGGCACUUUUAUUGGGUCAUGAUCAUGGUCACAAUCACGGCCAUGGCCAUGACCACGGACUUGGUGGGGAUAACCAUGGCCAUAGGGAUCAUGGUCAUAGCCAUGAGGAUCAUCACCACCACGGACACGAAGCUGAUCAUAGUGAACCAUUGCUUGGGACUAGUUCAGAGGGAGAAAAAAAUUCAAACAAUGGACCAAGGCAGAAGAAGCAGCGGAACAUCAAUGUACAAGGGGCUUAUCUUCAUGUACUUGGGGACUCCAUUCAAAGCGUCGGGGUGAUGAUCGGCGGGGCGAUUAUAUGGUAUAAGCCGGAGUGGAAGGUCAUUGAUCUAAUAUGCACUCUCAUAUUCUCAGUCAUAGUGUUGGGGACAACGAUCAGGAUGUUGCGGAACAUCUUAGAGGUUUUGAUGGAGAGCACCCCCAGAGAGAUUGAUGCCAUCAAACUGGAGAAAGAUCUGUACGAUAUGGAUGAGGUUGUUGCCAUCCAUGAAUUGCACAUUUGGGCCAUAACUGUUGGGAAAGUAUUGUUGGCUUGUCAUGUGAAAAUAAAGCCUGAAGCUGAUGCUGACAUGGUGUUAGACAAGGUUGUUGACUACAUUAGGAGAAAGUACAAUAUCAGUCAUGUGACCAUUCAAAUUGAGCGCCAGUAGAUCAGGGGUGAGAAUUUCAGUGAUUACUGUCGAUGUAUUUUCUUUAUAUUUUAUAUAUCUAGCAGUCAUUUUUUCUUUCUCUA